Messenger RNA from Solanum dulcamara, 3060 nucleotides. RefSeq names its product N-glycosylase/DNA lyase OGG1. NCBI's taxonomy places the organism in Eukaryota, Viridiplantae, Streptophyta, Magnoliopsida, Solanales, Solanaceae. Gene Ontology annotation, biological process: base-excision repair, AP site formation; nucleotide-excision repair; base-excision repair. Gene Ontology annotation, cellular component: nucleus. The transcript is spliced from 5 exons. Gene Ontology annotation, molecular function: damaged DNA binding; 8-oxo-7,8-dihydroguanine DNA N-glycosylase activity. Bases 130 to 1266 code for a protein of 378 amino acids. The record is from RefSeq and is a predicted model, not a curated record.
UAUUUAUAUCAGGUGGGAAUUUAUAUGUCAUUUAUCAAGGGAAAAAAAAUGGAGAAGCGAGGAGAAAAUUAACCAAUGGCUAAGUAGCCGAGAGCAUCUCCCUUGUGCGAGUACUCUGCCAUACCAUAGAUGCAAUCAGUGAGAACUCUCCCAAUCAUGAAGAGACCAAUAACCAUUCCUUCAACCCCACCAUCUCCACAAUCUCUUCCUUCCAAGACUACAACUUUGAGAACCCUCUCUUCCAAGAAACCAAGAAAUAUUCUAACAAAUCCAAUCCCAGAAGAAGACCCCAAAUGGGUACCCCUCAACUUAUCAAGAUCAGAACUUUACUUGCCCCUCACCUUCCCAACAGGCCAAACCUUCAGGUGGAAACAGACAGGACCCAUCCAGUAUACUGGUGUUGUUGGUAGGUCCCACUUGGUCUCACUGAAGCAGCUUGACAAUGGUGAUGUUGGGUACCAUUUCCAUUGCGCUACCUCUGAGUCUGCUAGGGACGCCCUUCUUGAUUUUCUCAAUGUGGGUAUUUCAUUAACUGAGGUUUGGGAGAGUUUUAAGGCUUCUGAUAAAAGAUUUGCUGAAUUGGCUACCCAUUUGGGGGGUGCUAGAGUCCUAAGGCAAGACCCUCUUGAGUGUCUCAUUCAGUUUAUUUGCUCAUCUAAUAACAAUAUCAAGAGAAUUACCAUGAUGGUCGAUUUCAUUUCAUCAUUGGGGAAUUAUUUGGGAGCUGUUGGAGGUUUCAAGUUUUAUGAGUUUCCUUCACUGGAAAGGUUGGCAAUGGUUUCUGAACAAGAGCUAAGAGCUGCAGGUUUUGGUUACAGGGCUAAAUAUAUAGUUGGUACUGUGGAAACACUGAAGUCAAAGCCUGGUGGAGGUAUGGAGUGGCUUGCUGUACUUCGCAAAGUAGAUCUUCCUGAGGCCAUUGUUUCGUUGUGCUCUCUACCUGGUGUUGGUCCUAAGGUCGCAGCAUGUAUUGCUCUCUUUUCUCUAGAUCAGCACCAUGCUAUUCCUGUUGAUACUCAUGUGUGGAAGAUCGCGACCAGGUACCUCCUCCCUGAACUGGCAGGAACCAGUCUUACGCCUAAACUUCACAAUCGUGUGGCAGAUGCUUUUGUGAGGACAUAUGGAAAAUAUGCUGGUUGGGCUCAAACUCUGCUUUUCAUUGCGGAACUACCUUCACAGAAAUCACUGUUGAAUUCUACGGAAGAGGAGUCUCCUAAUUCUAAAAAAAGAAAACUGGGUGGGAUCACAAAGGUCCCUAAAGAAUGAUAUGCCGUGCUUGUGUUAUCAUGCUCGAAGUUAGAUUUAAUCUACUUGCUGAUGAAGACUGUUCUUUCUAGUUCUCACCAUCCGAGGCAUGACAUAAUGCAUCUAGCUGGCGAGCAUUUUGCAUGAAGUCACUGUUCCGUAUUUAUUUAAUUGGUGGCGACUUACAGCCUAAUUUUGCCAACUAAAGAUGCUGAGGGUGAUCCUAGUGUUGUUUGAAGGGUUCUCUGGUCUACACAUUAAUUGGAGGAAAAGCCACCUCUAUCCAAUUAAUGAAGUACACAACAUGGAAGCCUUAAAUGCUGUUCUGAGAGGGGAAAUUGGAGGACUGCCUACAUCAUAUCUUGGGAUGCCUUUGGGGGGCCAAAUCUCAGUCAUAUGAAAUCUGGAACAAUGUGGUUGAGUAAUGUGAAAUGAAGUUAGCAAGAUGGAAAUCACAAUAUCUUUCUAGGGGUAGCAGGUUGACCUUGAUUAAUUCUGUUCUUGAUUCACUACCAACCUAUAUGAUGUCAGUAUUCCCAAUUCCCAAAAGUGUAAUCACUAGGUUGGAUAAAAUCAGAAGAAAAUUUCUCUGGCAAGGAAACAAUGAGAGAAAAGGUUAUAACUUGGUUAAAUGGGAUGCUGUGAUAGUGGGAAAGAAGCAUGGAGGUCUGGGAAUAAAGAAUUUGAUGAAUCAGAGCAAAACCCUUAGGAUGAAAUGGUUGCGGAAGUUCAAUAAUGAAGAACAGUCCUUCUGGAAGGAAGUCAUUAAGGCAAAAUAUGUAGAGGAAGACAACUAGAUGACCAAAGAGGUGACUACACCAUAUGGGGUCAGUGUAUGGAGAUCCAUUAGAUCUCUAUGGUCUGAGUUUAAGGCUAACACAAAGAUCAAAGUGGGGAAUGGAGAGAACAGAAUUUUGGAAGGAUGUUUGGCAUGAGGCAGGUAGGCUAGAGGUCUUGUAUCCUGAUAUAUAUUCUCUGGUAUCUCACCAAUAGAAGACCAUAAUAGAUCAUUGGACUCCUCAAGGGUGGAACUUCAUUUUUAGAAGACAAAUGAUUGGGAGAUUCAAAUGGUAGCAGAUUUUUUCAAUACCAUUGGGCAAUUUAAUGGACUGAAGGGUGUCAAGAUAUUUUGUGGUGGAAAGGCAAUCGGAAGGGCAGUUUUAAGGUGGGUUGUGCAUACAACUGGCUGAACCACACCAAUUGGCCUCUAAGUCACUGGCCAUUGAGGGGAAUCUGGAAGUCAAAAAUUCCACUCAAAGUGGCAUGUUUUGUCUAGUUGUUAAGCAAAGAAGUUGUACUGACUCAAGACAACUUAAAGAGGGGGAUACCAUUAUGUUCUAGAUGUUUCUUUUGUGGGGAAAGUGCUGAGACAGUUAACCAUCUCUUUCUACACUGCAAGAUCACUGGCCAACUAUGGAGGUUAUUUCUGAAUCUUAAGGGUAUGUCAUGGACCAUGCCUGCCAAGAUCACAAAAGCAAUCCAGAGUUGGGAGGAAGUAGGAAAGCAAUCCAAAAACAGAGACAGAUGGAGAAUUGUCCCAGCUAGUAUAUGGUGGGAAAUAUGAAAGGAAAGGAACUCUAGAGCUUUUGAUAGUAUAGAGAAUAGUAUGCAAAAAGUCAAAACUAAAUUGUCUUAUGCUACUAUGUUUUUGGUGUAAUCAGUUACACUCAAAUGAUACUAUCUCCAUAAUUGAUGUACUAGACUCAAUUUAGUAAAAGAUAGUAGGAUUUGAAGUACUUGUUGUAAAUAUUGACUAGUACAGUUUUGGUACUGUCUUUUGAGGAAUAUACGGAGUUGCCAGUUUCGAAAAAAGAA